UAUCUGCCAACCGCCAAUAAAUCCCCGAAGAAGAAUACGACUCCGACGGACGUGCUAACGGUCUUAGCUUGUCUCCUAAAUGUUAUUUCGGAUGCCAUUGUGUCUUUAAGCUGAAUUAAUGGCUAUCUGUAGUCAGAAUGUCUUCACUCCGGUGUAAGAAAGAACUUAGUGACGAGCAGUUAACUCCUGCUGAAGAAACAUUCACAGAGCUAAAGGAAAUCAUCGUCAAGUCCGAGGAAGAGAUCGAUGGUGAGAGCAGACUGCUGGAUUUCAGCCGGAUACCUCAGAUAAUCGUGCACCAAAUAGAGCCACAGCAUGAUGUUGAGAAGGAGGAGGCUCUUGAUGACGAGCAGUUCUGGCACCAGGAGAGGAACUUCAUACUGGACCAGGAGGACCCAGAUCGCUUACAGAUCAAAGAGGAGCAGGGUGAGCUAGAACAUCAGCAGAUAAAAGAGGAAGAGGAUGAACUCUUAAUCAGUCACAAUGGAGCACAGCUUGUGUUGAAGCAGGAGACAAAGACCUUUAUGGUGACUCCUAGUUAUGAGGAAAAAUACUACAUUGAACCAGAAUCAAAUUGGAACCAAGUCAUCUCUCAGGACACUCCUGAAGUUGAGAUCCAGGAUCAGGAAGGAAGCAGUGAUGAAGACUCUGGAUCAGAGACGGAUGAAGAGCAAAUAAAAAAUAAGAGGUGUCAGCAUAAUGACAGUGUUGACAAUUCAGAACAAAAAAGUAUUUGUUUUUGUGAUAUUUGUGCUGAAUUUAUUCCUCGAAAUAGUCUCUUGCCUCAACGAUUGGAAAAUCACACACGGAAAAAGCCUUUCUCAUGUCUGACCUGUGGAAAACGUUUUUCUCAAAAAAGUUUCUUGAAUAAUCAUGUGAGAGUUCACACAGGGGAAAGGCCUUUCUCAUGUUCAAUUUGUGAAAAACGUUUCACUCAAAAAAUUCAUUUAACUCAUCACUCCACAACUCACACGGAUGAGAAGCCUUUCUCAUGCGGGACCUGUGGGAAAACAUUUAGAUACAAAAGUAGUUUGAAAAUACAUGUGAGAAUCCACACAGGUGAGAAGCCUUUUCCAUGUAUGACCUGUGGAAAAAGUUUUAAUCAAAAAGGUAAUUUGAUUUAUCACAUGAGAAUUCACACAGGUGAGAUGCCUUUCUCAUGUAGCAUUUGUGGAAAAGGUUUCACUCAACGAAGUCAGUUACAACUACACAUGAGAAGUCACACAGGUGAAAAACCUUUUUUAUGUGUAACCUGUGGAAAAAGUUACAGUCAAAAGGGCAAUUUAACUUGUCACAUGAGAACUCACACAGGAGAGAAGCCUUUUCCAUGUUUAACCUGUGGAAAAAGUUUUACUAUAAAAAGUCUUUUAAACAAACACCUCAGAACUCACACAGGCGAGAGGCCUUUCUCCUGUUUGACCUGUGGCAAAGGUUUUCUUCAAAAGACUCAUUUAACGGAUCACAUGAGAAUUCACACAGGUGAUAGGCCUUUUUUGUGUCGGACCUGUGGAAAAAGUUUUCUUCAAAAAACUCAUUUAACGGAUCACGUGAGAAUUCACACAGGUGAGAAGCCUUUCUCAUGUGACACUUGUAAUAAAACCUUUAGCCUAAAAAGUAAUUUGAAUCUACACCUGAAAACUCACUUAGGUUAGAAGCCUUUCUCAGGUAUCAACUGUAUAAAGGUUUCAGUCAAAAAUGUCAGGAAACGUUAAGAAACACAAAAUCUGACCUUGCACAUACAUAUAUUCACAUUUAUGUAAACACUUGGAAUCUUGGAAAAAGUCUUCAAAAAGUUUUUCCAACAUUAGAUUAAACUCAAUUUCCUUAAUGCAGUGUUUAUAAAUAUGAAGCUGUUACAAUAAAAUGUUUACAAUAUUUUGUAAAAUUGUAAUAGAUUUGAACAUGUCAAAUUAACUCUCUUUAAAGUGGAACUAAACCCCAAAUCCAAUUUUUUUACAGAUAAACUUUAUAAAUUCGCCCUUCAAGGUUGCUAUCUUUAUGUUUUUGUGUAAUUUUCUUUACAUUUUUUUUAUAAACUUGUUUAAUUCUGCAACAUUUGUCCUAAAAUUGUCUUAGUGCUGCCCUCUUUGGGUUGAACGGUGGCUACUGCAGUUAAAUUUUCCUAUUAGUUCAUACAGUACAGCUUUGUACAGGUUUACGUUUAAAUGUCUUAAACUGAUGAAAAGACAAAUUGUUCCCUCUCAAAGCGUAACGCAGGGGACCUUUUUAUUCAGAAAACAACUCUGAAUACAUCGUCAUCAAAAUCCAUAGAAUCCCUACAUUUGAUACAAAAAGGGCUUAUAUGUACAAAGUCAUAUCAUUAUCGUGUAUGUGAAAAUUCCAACAAAUUUUCUCUCAUCUCGUGAUUUGCGUAAAAGUUUCUGGCACGCUGGACUGUAUGUCAGGCUGACCUGGAGCGCUGCAGGGUGUAAUCAUUAUUCCCCUAGCUGGACUGUUUCUGAACAGGCCUACAUGCUUGUUUGAAAUAACAACUCCAUUAAUCUUUCCUGUUCCUUACACCAGGAACAUUUCCAUAUCUAAACUGUUCUUGAACUGGGCAUCUGUGCUAUUUGGGAAAUCUGAAGUUGGAAUUGUAAACAUUGAUCAUAGCAUUUUAUGCUUUAUCCCUUUGAUUAUAUGCUUUACUUGAGAUAAUAUAAACCUACAUGUAACCGUAAACUUUCUGAAAGUUUGUUACUAAUUUGAACGUUAGCCCAUGUUAGCAAUGUUGCUGCUAACAUUGCUUUUUCACUCAAACUGGACCCAUUCUGUCCUCCGCUGCCUCGGCACCACCAGCUUCGGCCAUCACUGAAUCAGCGCCUUAAGCCAGCGGAUCGAACUGAUAAGGCUCUAGUCCUCUGGACUCCAUGAAGCCUCUCUUAACCUUCGGUAACAAGGGGCCGAAACAUCCUCCAUCUCAUAAGAUCUAUUCGUGGCAAAACUACCAGGGUGGCUCUGCUCACUCUUCAUGUUUUAAUAUGUCAUAUUAAGCUAGGGUCCUCCUGACCAGACCCUCGCUUCCCCACACUUGGCCGUGCCCCUCAUUGUCUCUUGGCACUGCCAACUUUAGUAGCAUUUUCUAUUUUCUAAUUUAUCUGGGGGUUAUGCUUUUACAUCGGGUUUAGUUCCUCUUUAAACCUAAUGGUCCACCUUCUAAGCUAUGUCUCUUGUAGUGCAUGUCGUAGACGUUGAGUACACUGCUACCAGCUGAUGAUAUUUAGGCAUGUUUUGGAAAGCUCAAUUGUUUAAUGGCCUUGGUGUUAUAACACUUCCCAGACAAAUCAGUGGAAAAACCGUUAUUGAAUUUCUGCGCAGUCAGAGUGAAAAUGAAUGGAAAGAGAUCGAAACGGACCAACAAGCCGACAGACAGAACCAAGAUUCUGGUCCAAUCAAGUGUGCUAACCAGAUUAAGGCGCCGUUUUAAAAUUUGGUUGCAUUGGUUUUAUUAAUUGUAAUCUUUCCACAAGAUAGUUUCUCAAAUAACUUAAACAAAACAGACUUUUGCAGUGGCCUAGCCAAAGUCUGGACAUCAAUCCGGCUUAGAUACUGUAGUAUGACCUUAAAUACACUAUUCAUACUCGAAAAACCCUCUAAACUGGCCGAAUUAAAAUAUUUCUUCAAGGGAGAGUGGGCCAAAAUUCCUCAGUGGUGAUGUUAUUGCAAACAAGUAGUUCUUAGGUUUAUGGGGCAAUUACUUGUGUCCUACAGGGGCAGGUUGGCUUUGAUAGCUUUUUGUCUCUUAAUGAAUUAAAUCAUCAUUUGAAAACA
Girardinichthys multiradiatus is the source of this 3768-nucleotide messenger RNA. Its product is annotated as zinc finger protein OZF-like. The transcript is spliced from 2 exons. Gene Ontology annotation, biological process: regulation of transcription by RNA polymerase II. The record is from RefSeq and is a predicted model, not a curated record. Lineage: Eukaryota; Metazoa; Chordata; Actinopteri; Cyprinodontiformes; Goodeidae. Gene Ontology annotation, molecular function: RNA polymerase II cis-regulatory region sequence-specific DNA binding; DNA-binding transcription factor activity, RNA polymerase II-specific. The coding region runs from base 138 to 1652 and encodes 504 amino acids.